UGAUCUCAAGAUUUGCGCUUCGAAUUGCUACGCGAGAAUAGCGUUAUAAAUACUUUCAUGGGACGGAGACUUAAGCCAUUUAAACCACAAAGUGUAUUCAGAACUUGCUCGGAAAAGAUGGUCCCCAAUAAAGUUGUACAUAGAUAUCAAGCCCAUGUAUUCCAAGGUCAUGCGAGUAAAAUUCUAGUCAAGUUGGCGAUGACCUACUGCCGUAACCCGUUACAGGCUGGAACUGUUGGAUGGGUUCAAUGUUCGCGGAAUCUCUUUACGUCGAGGCAUACACAGUCAAAGUCGGAAGAGUCAUCCACUUCCCACCAUUGCACAUGCCAACAGCUUCGAAGAAAUAGUACAGCCGCCCGCGGAAGGCAUCUGGCAGCGCUCCGGGUCAAAAGUUUCCAGUCAAGAGAGUAAUGGAUCUCACGUGAGGCUAAUGGGAAAUCGUACCGCAAUCAGAACGGAUGGCUUUACCUCCCACGAAACGAAUCACGAGCUUUUUGGAGCAAACAGUAUUUGAGGCAAGAAAAGAGGGGGAGGGGGAGAGGGAAGAGUGAGAGAAAGAGAAAGAGAGGAAAUCC
Messenger RNA from Histoplasma capsulatum G186AR, 575 nucleotides. RefSeq lists its product as uncharacterized. NCBI's taxonomy places the organism in Eukaryota, Fungi, Ascomycota, Eurotiomycetes, Onygenales, Ajellomycetaceae. Bases 118 to 411 code for a protein of 97 amino acids. The record is from RefSeq and is a predicted model, not a curated record. The transcript has a single exon.